CGCAUUGCAGUUCAUAUGAAACUGUCAUCUCUUCUUAUUGUGUUUACUUAACAUCUGUUGCGCGUAAUUAAUUAGUACCUAUUUCCGCAAAAAAAAACAUUGCGAGUGCUCCAGUGAUUAAUAAUGUAAGAUGGAUUUGCAAGGAACUGACACAUUAAUUGCCGCCGCUAUUGGGGCGCUGGCGGCUAUUUUCGUAGGCGCGUUUGUUGCGUUGCUCUUCAUAUGCAGACGACAACAUAAACGGAAAAACUGGGAUCGAUUUGAUAAUCGCGCUUCAGUCAAGUCGAAGACGAAGAAGAAACAUGCAGACCCAGAGUUGGCAAUGGCAUUAAGUGAUAUUGGCCUAGGAAGCGCGUUGGAUCAAAUUUUAAAUGAAGAACUUUGGGUUGAUGACCAUUGGGGGCUCCUCAUUCCGCAAUGUUUAGCUGUUUUAAGAGCGUGUCGAAGUCUUACUGAAAAGCUAGCUACCAUGGCAAUGGGACCGGGGAUACGAGCUCCAGCUAACCGGGUAAUCGAGGCAGCUAAAAGAAUUCCUUCCAGAGUGGAUGAUGUCGUUCAAGCAAUGUACCCACCACUAGAUCCAAGGCUACUAGAGGCUAGAUGUGCAGCUCUUGUUUUGGCCGUCGGACAAUUAGCACUUCUGACUCAAAGUACCGGAAGCAGUAGCAAAUCAUGGGUUGAACAGAGUCUGCAGGAUAUGGAUGACAAUUUAACGGUAUUACGGAAAGCAGCAUUAGAAUUGGAUGACCCAAAGCUGAGUUCUCGAGUAUGAUAGUGGCAACAUUCCAAUUUUCGAUUGUUUAGCAUUUAUGGAACUACACAAUUUAUUCAGCAUUAUCUGAGAGUAUAUUUUAUAAAAUAAAUUGCCCAGUUAUUUAGUGUAUUUUUAGUAUAUACAUAUAUAAGUAAAUUACGUUUGCACGUAACAAAUUGAGAUUAA
Messenger RNA from Hermetia illucens (black soldier fly), 940 nucleotides. RefSeq names its product transmembrane protein 98-like. The record is from RefSeq and is a predicted model, not a curated record. The transcript is spliced from 4 exons. Gene Ontology annotation, cellular component: endoplasmic reticulum. The coding region runs from base 131 to 772 and encodes 213 amino acids. Lineage: Eukaryota; Metazoa; Arthropoda; Insecta; Diptera; Stratiomyidae.